Perognathus longimembris pacificus (Pacific pocket mouse) is the source of this 714-nucleotide messenger RNA. RefSeq names its product phosphoinositide interacting regulator of transient receptor potential channels (gene Pirt). Gene Ontology annotation, molecular function: phosphatidylinositol bisphosphate binding; transmembrane transporter binding. The transcript is spliced from 2 exons. Lineage: Eukaryota; Metazoa; Chordata; Mammalia; Rodentia; Heteromyidae. The record is from RefSeq and is a predicted model, not a curated record. Gene Ontology annotation, biological process: phosphatidylinositol-mediated signaling; positive regulation of cation channel activity. The coding region runs from base 147 to 560 and encodes 137 amino acids.
CAGGGUGGUUCUCUCCUGCUGGGAUGAAGGACUUGAACAAAAACUCCUUGCUGGCUUCCUCCUUGCAUGAGAACCCUGUGAGUCUCAGGGUCCCCAUUCUCCCCUGGGACAUCCAGAACAUACUAGGUGCCCGGUCCUGAACAACCAUGACAAUGGAGGUCCUCCCUAAGGCCCUGGAAGUGGAUGAGAAAUCUCCAGAAUCUAAGGACCUGCUGCCCAGCCAGACUGCCAGCUCCUUGUGUAUCAGUUCCAGAAGUGAGUCAGUCUGGACCACUAACCCUAGGAGCAACUGGGAAAUCUACCGCAAGCCCAUCAUCAUCAUGUCUGUGGGCAGUGCCACCCUGCUUUUUGGUGUGGCUAUCACCUGCUUGGCCUACAUCUUGAAACUGAAUGUUAAGACGACUACAGCCCUCAAGAUGAUAGGGCCUGCCUUCCUGUCCUUGGGACUCAUGACUCUUGUGUGUGGGCUGGUGUGGGUCCCUAUCAUCAAAAAGAAGCAGAAACAGAGACAAAAGUCAAGUUUCUUCCAGAGCCUCAAGUUUUUCAUCCUGAAUCGCUGAUGACUUGACCAGAAUGAGGAGAUCUGAUAACCAACAUCCUACAUCCAACCUCCUCCAUGGGAAGCCACAAAACUGUCCCAGGAAAACCUUACUCUUGGCACUAUGGGAAAGACAGGAGCUCCACCUCCUGUAGAAUGGAGUAUUGGCAGCUGAA